AUGGUGGAAAAUGGAGAACCGUUCGCAUUGACGAUGGUCCUUCGGUUGUGUUUCGUCAUUGUGUUCUGUGUUGGGCUAUGUGGUAAUCUUCUUGUAUGUAUUGUAAUGAUACAACAACGACGUAUGAGAACUGUUAUGAACUGUUUCACUUUGAAUCUUGCUAUUUCUGAUCUGAUAAUCAUAGUGAUAUAUGUCCCGUCGCAAUAUGCUGCUUAUGAAAACAACCAGAACUGGCCAUUUGGGAAUGUUGGAUGCCGUAUAACAUAUAGUACCGUUCCUGUAUGUGUGUCUGCCUCUAGUGCAACAUUGCUCGCUAUAAGUUGUGAAAGAUUUCGAGGUAUUGUGUUUCCAUUUCAACCUCGCUUGAGAUUGACAACUGUGCGAAGGAUCAUUAUAAUAAUAUGGAUCGUGUCGAUAACAACUGCAUUACCACUGAUGAUAAUUGCUGGAACGAUUCAUAAAGGGGACAAUACUUUUUGUGAUGAACUUUGGCCAAAUCCGGAUUCCUCAAGAUUUUACUGGAUAGCCAUGUUUCUACUGCAAUAUGUUAUACCACUGAUAGUCAUGAGUGUACUAUAUAGUGUAGCUGGAUGGAAACUACAGAAACGUUCACGAUUUCUUGCCAAUAACUCCAGAGGUCGUGCAGGUAGUAUCAACUAUGCCGCGGAAGUAGCAAGACAACGACAAAGUCAAAAGAUUACAAAAAUGUUGGUUGCAUUAAUUUUAAUCUACUCAUUUUGUAUGCUUCCUCAACAUGUUGUGUACUUUUGGUCAAUGUACGGUAAUUUAAGGGAAUGGAAAUACUAUCUAUAUGUAUUUCGUAUAUCUAACGUAUUUACUAUGGCGAACAGCGCUUUAAACUCUAUAGUGUAUGGAACACUUCAAGCUGACUUUCGUAAAGCUUACAGAUUAUUCUUUCUCAAGUGUAACUGUUGCUUAUGUAGGGAAAAAGAGCGAGAGAAUUCAAGCCAGGAAAAACCUUAUAACAAAAUUGCAUUUAAAUUAAAACCUGUUCAGAAAGAUACGGUGGAAACAUCGUUCCGUGAAAAAAUGAAAUCAUUAGCGACAUCGGACCCGGAGAACAAUGGCAUCUCAGGAACAAACAAAGCAUCGCUAAACCGUCGUCUUUCAUCAGAUUCGCGGAGUCCCUUAAUUUCUGGGGAGAGUACGAGUGACUCUCAGCAUUCAAAACACUCUGACUCUCACAAAGAAAACAAUGAAGUGAAAAUAAUUCUCCAUCAAAAUGGCGUGAAACUGAAAGAGUUAAAAGAUUGGAACGGAAAUACAAAUGAUUCUCAGCAUGUAAAUGCCGGAACAACAUACGUCAAGGUUUUCUUAAACAAAGAAACUCGAAGGAAGGAAACUUUGGUUCAUGAUGACACGAACCAAAGUAGCGUUAUUUUUGAUACUGUUAUUAAACCUGAAGACAUUGGCUUGCUAGACAGUGCAAAGGAGACUGUACUGUAA
Molecule: messenger RNA, 1467 nt
Organism: Paramuricea clavata
Lineage: Eukaryota; Metazoa; Cnidaria; Anthozoa; Malacalcyonacea; Plexauridae
Source: the annotation of a GenBank genome assembly